UCUUAAACUAUCGUGGUAAAACAAAUCAUUCCCUUCUUCUCUUCACCCCAUCUUCCUUCAUUUAUUGCACAAUCAUUCUGCAAUAAAUACUCGCCAAUCUCAACAUACAUUUCAGAAAUCUAUUUCUCAUUGUCUUGCAUCGACAUCAACUCUUACCGAUAAACACUGCCUGGAAAACAAUCUAUUGUCUACACUCAUACCAUGACAUUCUAUUUCACCGCCACGAUCCUCCCUUAUUGCCAGGACAUAUUUAGACUACCUCUUCCGCAUCUUCUUCAUCUACAGCAUUCACGAACCUGCAUCUUCCAACAUCUAAAAAUCCCUCUUCGUCUUAAAUACGCAGCUCUUGAAGGAAGGGGGAGGUCCGACAAGUGAACAAUGACGUAUGACAACACUUCACUCAGUGGUUAUGAAGAAAAAAAUACUCUUUUUCUAAGAAAUUCUUUUGGAUGCCUUACCAAGCUCGGUCCUAACUAAUGACGAAGCAAAAAAAAAGUUUUGGAAAGUAAGCUUUAUCAGUAAGUUAAUAUUCUGUAGAUGUAGAAAAUUAUUUUAAGAUUUUUUUUGGGGUGUUCAGAUAUUACAUUUGUUCAGAAAAGUUUAAACGUUCGCGCACGCCGAUUUGGAAACGCCAAACGAUUUUGAUGAGCACAAUGCUGUAGAGAAAAAGCUAAUUGAAGUAAAUAUAAUUAGCAAUUUUGAGUUCUGGAAUGUUCUAAAUACUAUAUGGGAUUAGCAAAAUGGAACUUAUUAUUACUAGAUUUAAGAGGUAUCUAUAUGGAGUCAAUAAGGACAAGUGCUUCCUUUGAGACUUUUUAGAAAAAUAGCAAUACUGCAAAGUUUACUUUAUAUAUUAUAUAAAUGUCUUAGCUGCAAACUUACUUCAAAAAUUAUAAAAAGGAUAAUAUUGAUUUAGCAGCAAAAUUACUUUUUCAAAUUAGAAAAGAUGAUAAGGAUUUAGCUGCAAGUAUGCUUCAUUAAUUGAACGAAAGAUUAUAAAAAAGAAAAACUAUGCUGUAAAAACUAAUUUCAUCGACAUCUUCAGCUCUUAAUUUAUGACUAAGUUCUAAAAAAAAAAUAUUCUAAUUUGGUCUUUAGCCAAAGUGCAAGACCAGUUGAGAGAAUUGCGUUUAUUGCUAAGAAUGACUAUCGUCUGAAUGUGACUAUUUAAUUUUGUGACUAUUGUACUGACUAAUGCUCAAUUGCAAUAAUGACUGUGAGUUAUCAGUAUGACGUUGCAUCAUCUACCUCAGGUGGUUUCAUCAGGUUGUUGUUUCGAUGGAGGGGGAGUAUUUGGAAACUGGUCUAUCUUGAAAUGUUCUUCUUCACUGCAGCUUAUUUUACUUUAACCAUGAUGUACAGAUUCUUGUUCAACGAAUGGCAAAGAGGCAUCUUCGAGAAAAUGGUAUUCCUAUGUUCAACAUUCAUGGAUCUCAUUCCCUUAAGUUUUGUCCUUGGGUUUUAUGUGUCCUUCAUUGCUACAAGGUGGUGGAAUCAAUAUAUCGCCAUUCCUUGGCCAGAUAAGUUGAUGAACAGUAUCGCAUUGUAUGUUCCAGGAGCUGAUGAAACAAGUCGUGUACUGAGGAGGACACUUAUGAGAUACUUGAAUGUCGCUCUAAUUCUGGUGCUCCGUUCGAUCAGCAUGGCUGUCAAGAGAAGGUUUCCCACAAGAGACCAUUUAGUAGAGGCAGGUUUCCUGACUAAAUUAGAACUAGAAAUGUUGAACUCCGUUCCAUCACAUGAAUUUAACACGUUUUGGAUUCCUUGCACUUGGUUCAUUAAUUUGCUGCGAGAAUCAAAACAAGAAUGCAGAAUUACAGAUUCAAAUGGUCUGAAGUUAAUCAUGGAGGAAUUCAAUGAAUUUCGUUCGAAAUGUGGACUCUUAUGGAGUUAUGAUUGGAUUAGUAUUCCCUUGGUGUAUACGCAAGUUGUCACCUUGGCAACUUAUGCUUUUUUUGGAGCAUGCAUAUUUGGUAGACAGUAUAUAGAAGUGCCUGAUAAGCCUGAUCACAAUUUCGAAUUUUACAUUCCAAUUUUUACAAUUUUUCAACUAUUUUUUUAUAUGGGUCUUCUUAAAGUUGCAGAACAGUUAAUAAACCCUUUUGGUGACGAUGAUGAGGAUUUUGAACUCAACUGGAUAAUUGACAGACACAUGAAAGUCUCAUACUUGGGAGUCGAUUUACUUAAUACAAAUCCUCCGCCCUUGAUCAGAGACAAUUAUUUCUAUCAACAGGAUAUGAAACUGCCUUACACGGAGGCAUCUCUAGGAUACAAGAAGAAAACGUAUAGAGGCUCUGUCGCAACAAUGAAAAUACCACAAGAGAAACAGAACCUCUUAGUUCCAGAAUUUGAUGAAGAUGACGACGAGGAUAAAAUAGCUGCAACCUAUGGCAUGGGCAAUCGAGGAGCCUCUCUGUGGACAUUGGUCGGCGGAAAACUAAACACUAGAUUCAGUGUCUCCAACCAGAACCUAGACACAGUGACACUGGAAAGCGGUAGCAAUAACUGGAAGGUUUCGAACCCAUCACUGUUUGCUCCUUUGGAUGGACUUAUUUCAGAAAAUAAACAGACAGGAUCAUUGCUAGAAAACCAGCUCUUGCAAAUACCGGAAGACACCGUUCCUGAAGAAGAACAAAUACAACCAGGACAGUCACAGCCAAAUUUGGCCAAAUUAAAUCAGCGACGAUCAUCUGAUAUACCAAAAAGAGCCCUCAAAAAUGUUGUGAAAAAAGUAGUCCCAAAAAUGGGCCACAAACCUCAACUGCGCCGAAGAGCCUAUGGUGCACACAACAGAUGGGUAUCCUUCCAUUCCCCCAAAGGAAAAGAGGAGGGCAAUGAAGUGCUGUCCCUAUAUCGUGGUGCAGGGGAACCGGAACCCCCUGAGCAUUUACGAACUACUUCAGAUAUUAGACGAUUGUCAUUUGGUGACCUAAAUGCAUCAGAAUUCGACAACACUUCAAGCCGAUUUCAAAGCUUACCAGAUGUGAAACAGUAUGCAGUUGAAAGAGGGGUUGCUAUUGAUGAUGAUUUAGAGAAUGAUUAUCUACCAGAAGAUCAAGAUAAUCUGAGCACAGCGAAUUUGCUUGUGCUACCCGAUGGAGAUUACGAUGGCGAAAGCGAUUUGGUAAUAAGACCAAGAUUGACUUUCACAAGAGCAUCGAUCUCAAGGCAAUCCAGUUUAGACUCCCUUACUGACCAAGUAGAAAGGAAAUUAAGCACUCAGUCUGUAUUUGAACAAGAUGAAACAGAAGAUAAAAGCAAAACAGAAAGAUAGAAUCUAAUAUAACCAACUAAUUAAACUCAUAUUUGAUCAUCAGUCUAAACAAGGGAAUUCGUUUCAUGAAAAUUUAUUUUCAUACAAUUCCGUGGCUUGGCAACAAUGGAGAAAAUCAUAGUAUUUUACCAAACUUUUCUCAGUUGCCUAGAAACUUAGAAGAAAGUGAUGAAAUUUUCCCUGAAUGUGAUGUGUCUCCUCUGAAUAUCGCAGAAAGAGUUCCUUUGUAAGAUGAUCAUGUUACAUUUGUACAAAAACCAUUAGCAAUUCAUAUCCAGAUUAAAUGAAAGAUCUGUUAUGACUGAGACUAUAAUUAGUAAUAAGUAUGACUAAACUUUAUAUUGUAUAAGAGUAUUAAAGAUAAUAUUUAAAAAUA
Molecule: messenger RNA, 3650 nt
Organism: Parasteatoda tepidariorum (common house spider)
Lineage: Eukaryota; Metazoa; Arthropoda; Arachnida; Araneae; Theridiidae
Product: bestrophin-4
Molecular function (GO): chloride channel activity
Source: RefSeq, a predicted model, not a curated record